This is a messenger RNA of Coregonus clupeaformis (lake whitefish), 814 nucleotides long. RefSeq names its product 39S ribosomal protein L27, mitochondrial. Gene Ontology annotation, molecular function: structural constituent of ribosome. Bases 66 to 509 code for a protein of 147 amino acids. Gene Ontology annotation, cellular component: mitochondrial large ribosomal subunit; ribosome. Gene Ontology annotation, biological process: translation. The transcript is spliced from 4 exons. The record is from RefSeq and is a predicted model, not a curated record. NCBI's taxonomy places the organism in Eukaryota, Metazoa, Chordata, Actinopteri, Salmoniformes, Salmonidae.
AAGCGGUCACUAGUUCAGAUUUUGAUGUGACACAACGUUGACGUGUUGAUGUCACGUGAUCCAACAUGGCGGCGCUCGCGUACUUGAGGUACAAGUCCAGAGCAGGUCUUCUGCUUCCUUGCCAGUCGUCUCUUGUGGACUGGGUGCGCUUCGCGUCCAAGAAGGCAGGCGGUAGCAGCAAGAACCUCGGGGGAAAGAGCCCCGGUCGCAGAUAUGGCUUCAAGAAAACAGACGGGAACUUUGUCCAUGCUGGCAACAUCCUAGCAACACAGAGGCUCAUGCGGUGGCAACCAGGAGCACAUGUGGGGAUUGGAACCAACAACACCCUGUAUGCCCUGGAGGAUGGCAUUGUCAGGUUCACUAAGGAGGUGUAUGUUCCAGCCCCACGCAGCCCUGAGACCUUCAAGGUCAUCACCAAGCUGCCCACAGGAACUGUGCUCUACAAGACCUUCAUCAAUGUAGUGCCCAACAAACAGGAGGGCAAAUUCAAACUGGUUGGCAUGUUCUAAAGAUGGAUAACUCAUUCAUAUUCCACUCUGUGGAAGCUCACCCUACUCUUUCUAUGGACUUAGUGGUUUGGAUUGAAAGGUUCUGUUCAACCGCAAACUCCUUUGUUGUGUAACUGAGCCGCUGUGUGGUGAGGAGGAUUCUGGAAAUUCUGAGGGAAUUCCUCAAAGCUUCCUGUGUUGCCAUAACGUCAUCGAUCCUGCACAAUGUGACUGGUCGAAAGUUUAAUCAAAAGGCACCUACCUGACUUAUUGUGCUGUAAGAAGACGUGUCACUCCAUCCAAUAAAGUUUUAUAUAUAAUCAAGA